CUAUUCUAGAAGAAUAAGCUAAAUCAAUCACUUAUUUCAUUUCCCCAUCUCUUUCUUAUUCUUUUUCUUUACUCCUCUAUAAGCCCCAUCCUGCUUCGCUUGGUUCUGCCCCUUACCCCCAUCUUCAAGAGGUCACCAGUGAAUGGCUAUCACUCACUCUGGGAGUCACAGCGUUUCCUCCUUCUCCCUGUAGCACUCCAGUCCCACCCACUCCACCUCCUCUUCCUAGCAUCACCCAGAAUCCCAGUAGCCACUUCAUUAGCCAUCCACUGCUCAGUCAAGCAUCACCUGCAUUUCAACCAUUCUCCAUGAUCUCAAAUUCAUCUCCGCCUCCUCCUCUUGUUGCACCACCUCUUCUAUCCAACCCUGCCUCUCUUGUGACAGACCACUUGCAAUUAUUUAACAACAGAAAUCAUUAUCCAACCAACCAGACAAUACAGAUAGGUGAGAUUUCAGAUCAGAAUCAAGAGCUGUACAUCAAAGGACCAAAGACACCCGGACAUAAAACACUGUUCACGGAAAAGCAUCAAAGCUGUGACCUAGCGAAGUUCAUAACCGAUCCAAGUCGCUACGACAAACUUAUGACGAUGUUAUCACAGGAGGAAAGUUGGGAACCUUGCACACCAUUGGCUGAUGAGUCCGACCAAAUCCAUGUAAUAGCAUCACCUGACAGGUUAACGCUAAACAAGUCAAUGAGUCUAAACAGCCAAUCAGAAACGCCAUCUGAUGAUGUGGGGUUAUUCCCAGACCCUCGCAGCCCAGUGACAGACAGCUUUGGGGUGGGGCUUCUUGAGUUGUACAUUCAGGAAGAGGGCGAAGAGAGAAUCAGAUCUUCUGUUUUCAAUUCUAUAAACAGUGCUUCGACACAAGAGGCCAAUCUCUCUCCUCUUCUCAGGCCUCUUCUCUCAAAGCCUGAUCGCUCAACAUCUUCUCCUCCUCCUCAUGUGUCUUCCCCUAUUUCCUCCACAUGCAGUUCAUCCAUCCAUCUUUCUCCUCCCUCAUCUCCUGCCGCCUUGUCCUUUGCCCAAUCUCCUACAUUCUCCCCUCUACCCUUCUCCUUGUCUCCUGUCCCUUCUGAGAAGGAGCCCUGCUCAUCCUGUUUCUCCCCUCCUCCCUUUUUUUUAACCUCCCUUCCCACUUCACCUUAUCCUCCUUUUUCUUCAUCUUGUAUACCCUCUCAGCCUACAAUUUCUUGCUCCCCCCAUUUUUCUCCUCCUGCCCGCUCUCUGUCUCCUCCCAUCCCUUCCUCUCAACCUCCAUUUUACCCAUCACGGCAACCUCUCCUGCCCACUAUACCUGCCUCUCCACCAUCUUCUCCAGUCCCUCCCUCAGAGCCAACCACAUUUCCCACAACCCCCCUCUCUUUUCAAGUCCCUCCCAUAGAGUGUACCACAUCUCCCACAAAUCCUCUUGCCUCUCUAGUCUCUUCCACAAAGUGUACCACAUCUCCCACAAUCCCCCUCUCCUGUCCAGUCCCUUCCUCACAGCCAACCACAUCUCCCACAAUCCCCCUCUCCUGUCCAGUCCCUUCCUCACAGCCAACCACAUCUCCCACAAUCCCCCUCUCCUCUCCAGUCCCUCCCUCAAAACAUACCACUUCUCCCACAAUUCCCCAGUCCCCUUCAGUCCCUUGCUCAGAGACAACCACAUCUCCCACAAUCCCACUCUCCUCUCCAAUCCCUUCCUCAGAGACAACCACAUCUCCCACAAUUCCCCAGUCCCCUCCAGUCCCUUGCUCAGAGACAACCACAUCUCCCACAAUUCCCCAGUCCUCUCCAGUCCCUCCCUCAGAGCCAACCACAUCUCCCACAAUCCCCCUCUCCUCUCGAAUCCCUCCAUCAUGGCCAAUCACAUCUCCCACAAUCCCCCUCUCCUCUCCAGUCCCUCCCUCAGAGCCAACCACAUCUCCCACAAUUCCCCAGUCCCCUCCCAGCUCUCCUCCCCAUCCUCUCCUCCCCAUCUUUACUCCUUCCUCCAGCUGUGAGUCUCCUCCACCUCCUCCUGCCCUCUCUUCCACUCAGUCCUGCGGUGUCCCCUUGUCCUGCACUCCUCUAUUUUCUCCUCCUAUCUCCACUCCUCCGCUGUCCCCUCGGUCACAGCUGCAUUCUCCUCACAUCAAGACACUUUAUAAUCAUGCGGUGGUGGUUGAUGGGAAGCCGCCGCGCAGCCCUAUUUCCACCAGGAGGCGCUGUUUAUCGCCCUCUGUUUCCUCCGGUAGAGCGCGCAGGGUAGGACGGGAGCGUGGAGUGUCACUAGCAGCAGUGCAGGCUGGGAAAUGGAGUCCUCACUUAAUGCCCUUUAUCCCUGUUUGGAGUUCUCUCUGUGCAUGAAUUAGAUGAUGAUGAUGAUGAUGAUGAUUAUGAUGAUGAAACUGAUGUUGCUGUAUUGCAUCCGUUUGUGUGCUGAGCAUAAGGUUGGAUUGACUUCCUGUUCCAGAACAACCACACUGAUAUUGUAAAAAAUUUAUGAAAUCUCUCUCUCUCUCUCUCUCUCUCUCUCUC
This is a messenger RNA of Tachysurus vachellii, 2501 nucleotides long. RefSeq lists its product as uncharacterized. The coding region runs from base 309 to 2330 and encodes 673 amino acids. The record is from RefSeq and is a predicted model, not a curated record. NCBI's taxonomy places the organism in Eukaryota, Metazoa, Chordata, Actinopteri, Siluriformes, Bagridae. The transcript has 3 exons.